Saxophila tyrrhenica is the source of this 639-nucleotide messenger RNA. RefSeq names its product signal peptidase complex subunit spc2 (gene SPC2). NCBI's taxonomy places the organism in Eukaryota, Fungi, Ascomycota, Dothideomycetes, Mycosphaerellales, Extremaceae. Gene Ontology annotation, cellular component: signal peptidase complex; membrane. The coding region runs from base 1 to 639 and encodes 212 amino acids. Gene Ontology annotation, biological process: protein targeting to ER. The record is from RefSeq and is a predicted model, not a curated record. The transcript is spliced from 2 exons.
AUGUCGGACAACAAGAUCUCACCACACUCUCUCAACGACCUCAAGAACACCACCGACGACUGCUUGGCCAACUACCUCCGCUCAUUAUCCUUCGUGCAGGACAACAGCAAGCUCGACGUCCGCCUCGCCGUUGGCUAUGUCGCUGUCAUCAUCGCCACUAUCACGUUUGUAGCAGACUACAAACUGGGAUGGGAGGCAACCAAACUCGGCACAGCGUUUGCCGUGGUCGCGUAUGCCAUCCUCAAUGGGGUGUAUACCUACUGGAUGUGGAUGGUGGAGAAGGGUCUUGUCUUUGAAGGAACGAAAGGCAGCAAGAGGGUGUCGAUUGCGAGCAAGACCAAGAAGCACGAUCCGACAUACUAUCUUACGGUCACUACGUCAAGCUCAACGAACCCACUCGAGAUCCAAUGUCCGUUCACGACAUGGUUUACAUCGGAUGGCUACUUUGUCGCCCAGCCUUUCCAGCAGUGGCUGGCCACGAGUGUAGGUGUGAUUGGUGAGGCCGACCAGAAGAAUGCUGCGAAGAAUGAGAAAGAAGAUCUGUUCGUCUCCGAGGCCGAGCUCAACGGGACGCCGUCAGCUUCUGGUGCAGAUAGUGGGAAGGGCAAAGGCACGAAGAGAGGGAAGAAGAAGAGCUAG